This is a messenger RNA of Alnus glutinosa, 4488 nucleotides long. RefSeq lists its product as uncharacterized. Gene Ontology annotation, molecular function: nucleic acid binding; RNA-DNA hybrid ribonuclease activity. Bases 1 to 4488 code for a protein of 1495 amino acids. The record is from RefSeq and is a predicted model, not a curated record. NCBI's taxonomy places the organism in Eukaryota, Viridiplantae, Streptophyta, Magnoliopsida, Fagales, Betulaceae. The transcript has 6 exons.
AUGAUACAAGUGGAGGUCUUGGCCCGAUUUCACUCUGACCACCAUCCAAUCCAAGUAAACUUCUCUAAGUCUGGGGAGAAGAUUUGGAGAAAGAGGAAAAAUUUCCAUUAUGAAGCUGGAUGGGCAAAAAUAAAGGAGCAUGGGAGACUGAUUAAGCAAGUUUGGAGGCCAAAAAUGGAGUGUGAUUGCCCGUGGAAGACUGUCCAAUCUAAUCUGUAUGGGUGUAGGAAAACACUAAAGAAAUGGGUCCAAAAACAGAAAAGCUCCGUGGAACAAGUUAUCCAGGAAAAGGAAAGAGAGUUACAGAGUAUCCAAAUGGCUGAGCCCCGGAACCAAGUGGAAGCCGAAUCCAAAGUUCAGGAAGAUUUACACAGUCUUCUUGAACAAGAGGAUUUAAAGUGGAGGCAAAGGGCUAAGGUAAAUUGGUUGCAGUUUGGAGAUCGUAAUACAAAAUUUUUCCAUGCAUGUGCCACUCAGAGGAAGCAACGGGCUACUAUUCAGAAAAUUCAAAAUAUGGAGGGAUUGGAGUGUACAACUCAGGAACAAAUUGAGUCAGCAUUUGUAUCCUAUUAUUCGGAUCUUUUCAGGGCAGGAAGAGAAGAAGAAGAUAUGGAAGACUGUCUGAAUGCCCUUGAGAGGAGAGUUACUGAGGAGAUGAAUAAAAAACUAUUGGAAGAGUUGUCUGUGGAGGAUAUUUCUGCAGCGAUGCACGACAUGCCAGCCAUGAAGGCCCCAGGUCCGGAUGGCUUCUCAGCCUGUUUCUACCAAUCCAACUGGGCCAUAAUUCACAAUGAGGUAUGCUCUGCUGUAAAUCAUUUUUUCCAAACGGGUGUUCUGGACAGAGGAAUAAAUAAAACUCAUAUUGCACUUAUUCCUAAGGUGCAUAGCCCAGUGCAUGUCUCUGAAUUUAGACCAAUAAGUUUAUGUAAUGUCAUUUACAAAUUGGUCUCAAAGGUUUUGGCCAAUCGUCUUAAAGCAGUCUUGCCCCAUAUUAUAUCUUCUGCACAGAGUGCUUUUAUACCUGGCAGGUUAAUUUCUGAUAAUGUAAUUGUGGCUUUUGAAACAAUGCACACAAUGCAGCAAAGAAUGUGGAGCCGGGUGGGGUAUAUGGGGGUAAAGCUUGAUAUGAGUAAAGCUUAUGAUAGGGUUGAAUGGAGAUAUCUAAGAGCUGCGAUGCUAAGAUUGGGAUUUGAUGUACGUUGGGUUGAUUUAGUGAUGAAGUGUGUAACCUCUGUCCGGUAUGCAGUUUUGGUAAAUGGAAGCCCGGUUGGGAAUAUUCAGCCGUCAAGAGGACUCAGACAAGGGGACCCAAUCUCCCCAUAUUUAUUUCUUAUAUGUGCAGAAGGUCUUAGCGCAUUACUUGGGAGAGCUGAGCAGAGAGGACAUAUUUCAGGGGUUCCAACCUCUCCGAAGGGUCCGAGAAUUAGUCAUCUGUUUUUUGCUGAUGACAGCAUUCUGUUUUGUAAAUCUAAUGCUGUUGAAUGGAGGAGGUUGAUGAGAAUUCUGGGCAGAUAUGAACAAGCCUCAGGUCAGAAACUAAAUGUGCAGAAAACCUCAGUGUUUUUUAGUCGUAAUACAAGUUGGGAAAGAAGGCAGGAGAUCUUACAAUUAUCAGGGCUAACAGAAACACUCCGCAUUGACGCAUAUCUUGGCCUUCCUACUUUUGUGGGUAAAUCAAGGGCACAAGCUUUCCAAUACAUAAAGGAGCAGGUGAAUAAUAAAUUGUCAAAUUGGAAAGUGCAGUUCCUAUCACAGGCAGGGAAGGAGGUGUUAGUUAAAGCCGUGGUUCAGGCUAUUCCCACUUACUGCAUGAGUGUCUUCCAGUUACCUGUUUCUUUAUGUAAGGAGCUCAAUGCAUUGAUGCAAAAUUUUUGGUGGAAUCAUAUGUCGAAGUCUUCUAAAAUCCACUGGAUGAGCUGGGAAAGAAUGAGUAAAUCAAAGGUGGCAGGAGGACUUGGGUUUAGGGAUUUGGUCCUUUUCAACAAGGCCAUGUUAGCAAAGCAAGGAUGGAGAAUUCUACAAAAUCCGGAUUCACUUAUUUCCCGGAUCUUACAGGCCAAAUACCAUCCUUCCUCCACUUUUAUGGAAGCUAAAAUUGGGCCCCGCGCAUCUUUUGUAUGGAGGAGCAUCUGCAAUGCCAGGGAAUUAUUGGAACAGGGUUUGUUGUGGAGGGUGGGCGAUGGUAGAUCAAUAAGCAUAUGGAAGUCUCGGUGGCUGCCAACUCCAACUCUCCACACUGUCCAAUCCUUUCCUAGACUUCUUGAUUCGAAUGCUCUAGUGGGGGAGAUUAUUGAUCAAGAUCGUGGUGUGUGGAAAGAAGAUCUCAUUAGGGAAGUGUUUAUGAAGGAGGAGGCAGAGGUCAUAUUGAAUAUUCCUCUAAGCCCUAAUCUUCCCCAGGACAGACUGAUAUGGAAGGACACAAAAGAUGGCAAAUUCACAGUUAGGAGUGCAUAUCACUUGGGAUACAGUUUGCAUGACAUGGAUAGAGGACAAAGUUCUUCAGGGAGAAGUGACCAAGGGAUGUGGAAGCUUCUAUGGAGCCUCAGAGUCCCAAAUCAGGUGAAAGUGUUUAUAUGGCGGGCUAUCCACGAUAUAUUGCCAACUCGGGUAAACCUGGUGCGCCGAAAAGUGAUUGAGGAUGAAUUGUGCCCAAUGUGUAAAACGGAGAGGGAAACUGUGAUCCAUGUUCUGUGGACUUGUCCGGCGGCGCAGGAUGUCUGGGGAGGAUCACUGUCAAAUUUUCAGAAGUGUGGGACUAACUAUAGCUCCUUCCUAACUCUGUUUGAAGAAUUUCAGGUGCGUUUCAAAAAAGAAACUAUGGAAUUGAUGGUGAUAAUGGCUAGAAGGUUGUGGUUGAGAAGAAACUCCUUUAUUUUUGAAGGAGUUUUUUCUUCCCCAUCUGACAUACUUGCAGGAGCAAAAGUGACUCUGGAGGAAUUUAUGCGGUGCUCAAAUCCAGAUCAGCCUACAUCUGAGUCACAUACUGAGCAUCCGGUGGGGUUUCAACAAGCUUGGAAGCCCCCUCCUCAUGAUCAUAUAAAAGUCAAUUGGGAUGCAGCCAUCAGUAAACAAAAUAACUCUAUUGGGCUUGGUAUGGUUGCAAGAGAUAGUAAGGGGGAUUUUAUGGGGGCACGUUGCAUGGUAUUUCUUCAGAGAACGGAAGCAUGUAUGGCUGAAGUUUUGGCAGCAAUCUGGGCAGUCAAGUUUUGCAAAGAGGUUGGCUUCUUUGAGGUGAUAUUGGAAGGAGAUGCAGCACAGGUAGUGAAUGACAUAAUUUCCCCUCUUCCUCAUCUAGCUAAAACUGGUCAUAUCACAGAAAGCAUAGUACAAGAGCUUCAAGGUUUUAGAUCUGCCAAAUUUGUUCACGUGAAAAGAGAGUGUAAUAAUGUAGCUCAUACUUUGGCUAGAUUGGCAGUGGAGCAAAAUCUUUCGGAUGUCUGGCUAGAGGAACCUCCGAACUGUAUUGCAGAUCUUAUUGUUAGGGAACAUCUUUCAGACGAGACGAAGAAAAACGUACAUCAAAGACAACAACUGCUACAGACGAAGGGAAAUCGAAUGAAGAGGAAGGGAAAUCAGUUGAAGACGAAGAGACGCGCCCUCGCCACCCUUGGCCAGAACCUUGACGUCAACGUCGUCGUCAUCCUCUCAGGCGUCGGCGCCCACUUCUGCUCCUGUAUCGAUCUCACAACUUUGGGCUCGAUCUCCAACAAGUCACUCUCUAGAAGCGACCGAGGCCGCGCCAAAGAGAAACUCCGGCAGGAGAUCAAGUUCCUACAGGACGCGGUCACCUCGAUUGAGCGGCGCCGGAAGCCAGUGAUCUCCGCUGUCGUCAAGUACGGUCACGCUAUGGAGCUGGCUUUGACGGGUCGGAGGUUCUCAGGUUCCGAGGCCAAAGACUUGGGAUUUGGUGGUUCUGUGGUUGUUCAACAGUGUUGGGGUUUUGAUUUCCUGGAUAUCGAAGGUGGAGGGGUUGUUGAUUUUGAUUGUUGGAAAUUUCCGAUGGAUUUGCUCUUCUUUGGCCGUUCACUCACCAACACAGCUAAGCGUUCGCCGGAGUUUCGAGCCGAAUGUAUGGCUAAAGGUAUGAGGAAGCUGGAGGUGGAGAGGUGCACCUUGGUAGGGCAUAGCUAUGGAGGGACGAUUGGGUUCAAAAUGGCUGAGAUGUACCUGGACUUGGCUGAGUCUUUGGUGGUGACAUGCUCUGUAACAGCUUUAACCGAGUCUCUCUCUAGUUCAGCCCUUGAGAGACUUUCGGUGUUUCCCUUUCACGCCCGCGGCACGCCUCACAGGCUCACAACUGACAGCUUCGCCUUCACUGCUUCAGUGCUUCACACCAGUAACCAGUUCACAGCUUCACAGGACGUUUGGUCCUUCGCUCGCGGGCCUCGGCUUCACAGUUCACAACUUCACGUGGCAUCGCGACCUUCACUUCACAGCUUAGCCGUGCGUCGUCCCCCGUCGACUCCACACUCCGUCCCCUCUCUUUAA